Ylistrum balloti is the source of this 915-nucleotide messenger RNA. RefSeq names its product microfibril-associated glycoprotein 4-like. NCBI's taxonomy places the organism in Eukaryota, Metazoa, Mollusca, Bivalvia, Pectinida, Pectinidae. The coding region runs from base 1 to 915 and encodes 304 amino acids. The transcript is spliced from 6 exons. The record is from RefSeq and is a predicted model, not a curated record.
AUGGCAUGGUUUGUAGCUGCAUUGGCAUAUACAGUGUUUGGAGUUGUCCAUGGUUCAGAAAUCAGCCAGAUGAUGUGGAACGUGGAGAGAGUCGAUGACAUCAAACAUGCAUCAAAUAACACCAAUGUAGAGACAGUGACUUUUUCACGUACAGAAUGUGUUCUGAUAGCUCUGAGGUAUAAUCUGUCAGUGGCCUCGUAUGACCAGCCUACGCAGUUGUGUGUUCUCUAUAAUAUCACUAAGCAUAGGGAACUGAUGAACAAAACGAACGUCCUCCUUGUACGAGAAAUCCAAACGUGUGAUGACCUUGAUCCAGUCAGCAUUUCUGGAGUGUACCGUAUUGCACCUGUACCAGAGAAGAGUUUUGACGUUUACUGUGACAUGGAGAGUGAAGGAGGUCCCUGGACUGUAAUCCAAAACCGUGAAAACGACGAAGUCGAUUUCUUCCGAGACUGGAAUCAGUACAAAUACGGGUUCGGAAAUCUACACGGCAAUUUCUGGUUAGGGAAUGACAAUAUAUAUUCACUGACUGAGACCCCGUGUAUACUCCGUGUACAUCUGGAAACUUUGAAUGGGACAUUUGGUUAUGCUGAAUACUCGGAGUUCCAAAUAUCAAAUGAGACCGAAGGCUACAAGAUUUCCAUUAAUGGUUUCAGCGGAAAUAUUAGUGAUGCCCUCAAAGUUAAUGACGGACAAAAGUUUUCGACAGUUGAGAGAGACCACGACAAUAAUCCUACAAAGAAUUGUGCUGAAGCACGGAAGGGUCCCUGGUGGCAUAAAAACUGCACUCGCGCUAACUUAAACGGCUUGUACAACGCAACUAAAUGGAUAUUGUCGGUAUAUUGGAAAGGUCUAUAUGGGCAAAAUAAUCGCAUUCAGUUGAGGAAAACCAGGAUGAUGCUUAAAAGACCGUAA